AUGGAUAAAGUGCACAUAGUCCUUGGAAAGAAAUCCUGUGAUUUGGAUUCUCUUAUUUCUGCUUUAACAUAUGCCUACUAUCUUGAGAAGGUCAGUCCACCUAACAUUCUGUGCUUGCCUGUCGUGAAUGUAUCAAGAAGAGAAUUCUGCUACCACACAGAAACUCGGUUUAUUUUGGAAGAGCUGAAUAUCCCAGAGUCUCUCCAUGUCUUCCGUGAUGAAAUAAAUUUGUAUCAGCUGAACAAUGAAGGGAAAUUGUCACUUACUCUUGUGAACAGCAGUGCACUGACGAGUGAAGAUAAAAGUUUGGAAUCAGCUAUUGUCAGAGUCAUCGGCCCUGAAGAGCAAUGUGAUGGCAACCUGGAGUUAUUAGAAUCAGCUUCCUCUCUAGUAGCAAAGGAGCUUCUCCAAAAGGCACCAGAGUUAAUCACUCGGCAACUGGCUCAUCUCCUCAGAGGGAGCAUUCUCUUUCAAGCCAUGGCCAUGGAUCCUGAAAGAAUAACUGAAGCACAGGAAGAAGUGCUUUCAAGUCUGGAAAAGAAAUUCCCAGAGCUGCCGCCUCGAGAGGAUAUCAUCACAAUCUUGCGGGAGGCUCAGUUUCAUGCAGAUGGACUAAGAAUUGAGGAGGCAGUGCUCAAGGAUCUCAAAGAGGUAUCAGAUGGAGUAAUAAAAGUAGCUGUGAGCACCGUGUAUAUGAAUCUGGAGAUUUGUUGUGAGUUAGAAGAGUGUCAGAAUCCUUGCCUAGAACUGGACCCUCUGGAAUAUGGAUGUGACCAACUCCUCAUCUAUCAGCAAGAAAAUUCCAUAGCAAAUUGUGAUGAAAUUUUUCUGCUAAUGAAAGAUGUAAUCAGCAGGAGACACCCAGAAAUGGCACCAAACAGUAGAACAUCUUCCACUGAAGCAGUUGCUGGAAGUGCCCCACUGUCCCAGGGGUCAUCUGGUAUUAUGGAGCUCUAUGGUUCAGACAUUGAACCACAACCAAGUGUUGUUAACUUUAUAGAGAACCCUCAAGAUAAUAAUGGAGCUGCCCAAGCCCAUGCAGAUGUUAACAUAGAUCUUGUGAGUCCAGACAGUGGACUUGCUACUAUUAGAAGCAGCAGAUCUUCCAAAGAAAGCUCAGUUUUUCUCAGUGAUGAUAGCCCUGUAGCAGAAGGGGCGGUAUCUCAUCACAGUUUUCUUUCUGGUUUUGACUCCUACAGCCCUAUUCCUGAAGGAGCAGUGGCUGAAGAUGAAAAGCCUCAGUCUAGAAACAGCAGUGAUAAUUUUGAUCUUUUCAACUUUGAUUUGGUACCAAUGGCUACAGUUCAGACUGAGUCUUCUCAUUCGGUGGACUGUUCUUCUGCUGAUGAUUUCUCCCAUGACAGUGGUUCAUCAGAAGAACAGCAGCCAGCUGACUUAAAAGUAACAGACAAGAAACAUAUAUCAGAACAUGAUAUAGCAAAUUAUUCAACUGAUUUCCCAGUGACAAGAAAUGAAGAAGGCAUAGAAAAAUCUGAUGGAUGUAGCCACCAGCAAGAAAAUUCUACAGAUUUUUCUGAAGAGAAAUCAGGUUCGGUUGACUUGGAUAAUGAUUCUUCCUCUUGUCCUGAACUUUUGAAAAGUGUUGAAAGAAGAACCCCACCAACUCCUACAAACAGCCUUGUGGAAACAUCACCUUUAGAUAGUGGGCCACCUUUAUUUUAUCCACAAGAUAUCAUAAAAAAAAUUAAUGAAAUUGAUCAUGUCAGGAGUUCCCAAUCUUGUGUUAGAUAUGGGAGCUGGUGGGAUGAUUUUGAAUUGGAGCCAAAAAAUGCUGAUACAUGGAGUUUAGAUGAACCAGAAUCUGUAUUUCAGAGCCCUGAUUCAUGGAAAGAUUAUAAAGCAAGCUUAUUACUGAGACAGCAAACAGAUAGGAGAGCUUCUGAUUCAGUAUGUGUGCAGAAGCCACCAAAGCAUAUGGGAUAUUCAAGAAGAGGCAUCUGGGAGGAGAGAUUUAAUCUUGCCCAGAAUGAGCAUACUUUGGGAUGCCAACAGAAAGAAAAUGAACCACAACGAGAAGACUUUGCUAACAUGUGGAAAUCCAGUCAAACAGUUUCUGCAAUAUCUGAUCAAUGGGGUAAUACCAGCACUACUAAAGGACACAUCAAGACAAAUCCACCCAAUGUUUGGUCAGAGUUUGAUCACGAUGACUCUGGACAGCCAGAGAGUACAUGGAAUGUUCCUCAAGUGGAGUUUGAUCACAUUUCACAAAGGAAUCUUGACACAUGGGAUAUGUCUAAAUGUUUGUCAGAACUGUCUGCAGACAAUGAAUGUGAACGUCUAAACAAUCAAAUAAAUCUAGGUUCCAGAAACCAAAAAGACUACACAGCAUUUGGAAACCCAAAAUCUGAUACUGGCAGUAUGCAGGAUAAUGUUAAAUUGUCUAAAGAACACCAAAAUGGCACUGUGUAUAAGUCUAAACAAUUUGCUAAUGCAGAUAGAUGGGAUAUGUAUGACUCAAAUGUUAGAAAAGAGGUAUUUGGCAAUUUUGUCUCUUGGGAAGACCCCUUUUUGUCAUACAGAGAUACGGACUUCAAUAUAUCACAUACAGGUGAAGAUUUGGUUGUUUCUCCACCAGAUACAAAUUAUUCAACAUCUGACUCAUACACGUCACCAACAGGGGUUGGAGAUGAAAGAGAAAUUGAAGUAAAACAUUCUGACAGAGAAUCAAACUUGGAUCAAACCAUAAAUGCAAGCUCAGAUGAACCAGAAACAUACGAUCUAGCAAAUGAGAAAUCAGUACCUGAAGCAUCUGUGUGUUCAUCUGAUUCCAGAGAUGGAAACAGACUCCAUUGGCAAUCAUCACUUAAUAAUGAGAACCAAGUGAAAGCUGCACAUUCUGUAGGGAAAGUUGUAACUGACAGAGUUUCAUUUGAUUCUGAACAGAAAGGUGCCACAUAUUUUUCUGAUGAUUACUGUGUUGAUGAAAAUAGUGCUACUAGUUCUGAAGACACUGGAAUGAUGCUGAUUUCUACACAGGAAAAUGGUCACUCAUCUCUACAUAAUGCCAUAAACAUAGCAGAAGAAAAAUCCGAAAUGGGUAGUGGGGUCAUUCCUGAGGAUGUGUUUCCCCAUUGUGGCACAACUGACACAGAGAGCACUGUUUCAGUUAGCGAUCUGGGAGAAGGAAAUGAACAGUCUGAGCAGGGCACUAAACUUCUAGGUACGCAGUGGGACCAAUGGGAUGAACAGCUUCAGCACAAUUCUUAUGCUAUAUUGGAGCAAAGUGGCAUCUCUUCUGCUUCAAUACAAGGAGUCAUGGAAUGUAAAAGGACUGGUGAGGGAAGUGAGCAGGUCACCCUUAACCCAAUUAGGGAUGAAUGCAUGGAAAAUGACAAUGCACUGUUGUCCCUUUUGCUCCCUCUUUCAUAUGUUAAUAAUUCAGAGGAAAGCAGAACAAAUUCUAUGUGCCCUAGUUCCCCAGAAAAAACAAGGGCUAGUAGAAGUCUUACUGUAGCAGCAGAACCCUCAGAAAGAAGCAUUCCAUUUCCUGUCCAUGAACUAAAACAGGAAGAAUGUUCAGCUAGCAAUGAAGAAUGUUUUGCUGUGUCUCCCAGGGAAGAUAAUGAAUAUUUGGCACAUAAUAACAUAGCUGAUCACCCAACACACAGUUUGAGUUUUUCAUCUACACCAGUUUCUAAACAUUUUGAUAAGGAACUAAAUGCACAGCUGUACCCUGAGAUCAAAAGUCCUUCUUCAGGUUCCUCUAGAGAAGAGAAUAAUCAAGACAAGGAUUCUCUGUUAUUGGAUGAAAAUCAGGGUAUAUGGAAUAAAUUGGAGGACACUGUUGCUAAGUUAGAGACAUCAAGUUCAUUGCUACUUGAUGAAGCACAAGUACCAAAAGAAGAAUGUCAGGAGCUUUUAUCUAAAGAGUCAGUGUCUAUCAUAAACAUGUGUAAAAUUGGAUUGGAAAUUCCUGGAAACAUUUCAGAGGUAUCCAUCAGUUCUGAAACAUCAUUGGAGGAUAACAGUCAAGGGAGAACUACUGAAAUUCCACACAGUCCAUAUGUAGAACAUACUGAAGCUCCAGAUACAAGAAAUAGUUACACAAUUAAAAAAUCAUUGUCCUCUGAAUUCGAUUCUUCUGAGAGAAGUGAAACUUCAGAAAGCUUGGAGUCUAAGAUUCCAAGUGAGGAAUGUAUUGAUAUUGAACCUCAUCAUGAAUUGUCUCAAAUUCUAAAUGCUUGGAAUGUAUCAGUGAAUGAAAAAGCACAGUCUGCUGGAGAAAGCACAGAGUUAAGUAAGGUGCUUGAAUUUUCAGAUACUGCAUAUAAUGUUCCAGGAAAUUUACCAGUCAAAAAUGCCUACAAGGAAGAGAACACUUACAGUGGUUCUGCUUGUGAUUACACACAUUCCAGUGCAACAAGUCCUGAUAUAAGUGAUUCUUCUACAAAUAUGCAGAUUUGGGACAGCUUGCAAGCAGCUAAUAAGGAAAAAGAACAUCCAGAUGAUUGGGACCUCACAAGUGAGGCCAAAAUGGAAACAUCUGGUAAAGAAUCACUGGAGGAUAAAAGCCAAGAAAAUUCUGAAACAAGCACUGAUCACAAAGUGCCUAAAAACUUAGAUUUUUGGAAUGCUCAUGUGGAAGAUGAGACAGUAUCUUCUUUAUCAAGUGCAGGAAUAGAGGAAGAUCCAGAAUACUCAAAUGUACACCAGUCAGAUUUACAGCUUGAAAAACUAGAUGCUGAUAUGGGAGAGACUGAAUAUUUACAGUCUCAUGAAACAACUCAUGCAAUUGAUUCAGAAAAUUCAGCUGUUCAACCUAAUUUGGAGGAGAGUGUCCAUCGAGCUGUGUUAAAUCAAAGUUCUGAAAGUGUUAAUGCUUGUCAUACUUCAAGAGAAGAAUAUGGUCAUGAAAUUUCUGAAUUUUCAGUAUGCCAGGAAACAAUUCAGGGGGAAAUUCAUGCUCAUACUUCACAAAUGUCUGCUAUAAAUCAUGAAGAAAAUUAUGCUUCAAAGACUUCAGAUGCAUGGGAUAUACUAUUGCAAAGUAAUUCUGAAAAUACAUUAGAUAAAAUUCAAACAUCCAUAGAGGAAGAUCUUGGCUUUCAAAAUGAUUCUUCAGAAUGGUGGAAUGUAGAAAAACGUGAUAGUUCAAUGGAAGAUCAACAAUUAAAUUCUAGUAAUGAUUCUAAAAUUAUUGAUAAUGUAGCCAUUGCCUGUGAUACUUGGGGAGUUCACACAGAAAUAAAUGAAGACACAAAUCCCACUGAUGCUGCUCUAUAUGGAAAUGAAUCUACUCAAUAUAAUUCUGAAGGCAAAUGCAAAAAUGGAGAACACUCAUUAGCUAAAAAAAAUGAAAGAUUAGAUUACAAUACUGUAAACUGCAAAGAGUGUGAUCCACUGUCACCAUCCUGUAAGGGUGAACUGAAUGUAAAGCUAGAAUCCUUUACUGAUGCUGACAAAGAUGAAGAGAAACAACUUGAUCCAGAAGAUGGACAGUCAGGCUUGUUGAAUGCACUUGGUCAGGUAGAUCCAGCACUUGUUCUGUUAGGAUAUAAUUUGAAUGCAACUUCUAGCAAUCAGAAUAAAGAAAAUAUAGUCAAUUCCUUUGAUCAAAUAAUAUUAGGCACUAAGGAAAAAAUUCCAUCUAAUUCUUCAUUACCUUUAAAAACAACAAGAUCUUCCAACGUAUCAUACAAUGAAGACAAACUUCUACAAGAAAAUUCAUUUGUUCCAGAUAUAUUACAAAAUAAUACCCCUGGUGACUGUCAGACAUUUACUGUUGAGCCAGAUUUAUGGACUGAUGUUGAACAGCCUUUACUUUUGAGGACAAAUGGAGAAAAUCCUGAUAUAUUAAAUCACUGUGAUCAAGACAGCAGUUCACAGGCCUCAAGCAGUCCUGAUGUUUGCCAUGAAUGUGAAAGCAAGCAAACAUGUGCACAAGCUUCAGUUCUAGCUGAGCCUGAAGAAGCUACUCAGAUGUCUCCCAUGCUGUCAGAUGCAUACAAAGACACAGGCUUUGAUUUUAAUCAGCCUCCAGCAAUUGACAGAGAAGAAUUACACCCUGAAGGAAAUAGUCCUUGUAGUCCAAAUAAUUAUGAGACAGACAUUGGUGAUUCCUACCAGCUAACACCUCCAACAACUGAAGAACCAUCCAAAAUUGGAGAGGCAACUAUUAUGCAAGAAUCUGACAUAACAAAUAAAACAACAAUUGAACAAGGAAGUGUCUCUGAAAGUGAUAAUCAAAUCUCAACCUUUGACCAUAUAGCAGGGGUAGUUGAUCAACUGGAAAUACUGCAUAUGGAUAUUAAUAUUGGUGAAGUUGGAAGAGAUCAUAACAUCACUCAGAUAUCACUUACUAAUCCUCCGGCGAUGUUAGAGCAUCAAUCAGAGGAAAGAACAGAAACACAUGCAGCACUUACAAAGAAACAUUCAUUGCAAGCCUCCCUGGAAGAAGAGAAGGAGGAUAGUAUAUAUGGUACAGAAGGGCAAUAUGCUACUAAUAUUAGACAGGAACUUGAAAAUAUGCUGGAGCAUCAUAGCCCAUGGUUUAUAGAAUCACCUGAUAAGGAAUCACCACUUGUAUGUACUUCACCAUUUGAUUUAUCAAUUGGUACAGAAUAUACUCUUCAAACAGAUGACACAAACUUUUCAGAAUCUAACAUUCUUGAACUAAAAGCUGAAGAUGUAGAAUGUUCACAGCCAGAUCAGGGUUGGGGAUCCCUGUUGAUAGAAUCUGAUGAAACUCCAGGAUCUUCAUGCACUUUGAAAAGAUUUGAGUACGAUACAGAUUCAAGUAAUAUUGAAUCAUCAGCUGGUUGCAGUGAAAUUGACAUUUCAGAAUCUAAAGCUAUUGAUGUCAAUACUGAAGCUACAGAAUGUAUUCAAGAAGAUCAAGGUUGGGGAUCACUUUUGUUAGAAUCUGACAAGGCAUGUGAACCAUCAUGUGCUUUGAAAGAAUUUGACCAUGAAAUAGAAUCUAGUAAUACUGAUUCAUCAGCUGCUGGAGGUGAAAGGACUCUUUCUGAACCUAAGCCUAGUAAUGCCAGUGGCAAGCAGGUGGCGUCAUAA
Molecule: messenger RNA, 7032 nt
Organism: Varanus komodoensis (Komodo dragon)
Lineage: Eukaryota; Metazoa; Chordata; Lepidosauria; Squamata; Varanidae
Product: protein prune homolog 2-like
Exons: 8
Coding region: 1-7032 (2343 amino acids)
Biological process (GO): apoptotic process
Cellular component (GO): cytoplasm
Source: RefSeq, a predicted model, not a curated record